AUGGGCGGCACAAAUCUCGAAGUGUUCAAGUUCGGCAUGUACGUCAUGUUCCCCAUCGGGAUCAUGUACUACUUUGGCACGAACCUGGACGAGCGGUUCAGCGUGCCCGACUUCUGGCCAAAAGCCGAGCAGGGGAACAAGGUGCCCUUUGAGAAGGACGAGAUCCACGCGGAGCUGGCGCGCCUGCGCGCGCGCAGGCUGUACCUCCGGGACCAGCGGCUCGCCGAGGAGAAGCGGUUCAAUGGGGCUGGCGCGCAGGAGGAGGGCCAGCAACAGCAGAAGAAGAAGUCGGGGUGGUUUUGGUGA
Microdochium trichocladiopsis is the source of this 306-nucleotide messenger RNA. RefSeq lists its product as uncharacterized. The transcript has 3 exons. Gene Ontology annotation, biological process: mitochondrial respiratory chain complex IV assembly. Bases 1 to 306 code for a protein of 101 amino acids. Lineage: Eukaryota; Fungi; Ascomycota; Sordariomycetes; Xylariales; Microdochiaceae. The record is from RefSeq and is a predicted model, not a curated record. Gene Ontology annotation, cellular component: mitochondrion; mitochondrial inner membrane.